ACAGCUCACUCCCUAUUUGGUCUACCAAUUAUCGAUGAUGAGACAGCCAUCCACAUUGAAUCCUGUAUUUCUCCCCAUUCCUCCCACACUGAAUACCUCCGGCAUGCAAGUGCCAUCAUUUGGGAUGAACUCCCAAUGGCCCAUGUUGCUCUCAUCGAAGCUGUCGACUCCUUAUUGCGUCAAAUUAUGGGAGCCAACAUUCCUUUCGGUGGAAAAAUAGUCAUU
Cantharellus anzutake is the source of this 225-nucleotide messenger RNA. RefSeq lists its product as uncharacterized. The annotation marks the transcript as partial. The transcript has a single exon. Lineage: Eukaryota; Fungi; Basidiomycota; Agaricomycetes; Cantharellales; Hydnaceae. Gene Ontology annotation, biological process: DNA repair; telomere maintenance. Gene Ontology annotation, molecular function: DNA helicase activity. The record is from RefSeq and is a predicted model, not a curated record.